Trichechus manatus latirostris (Florida manatee) is the source of this 341-nucleotide messenger RNA. RefSeq names its product cytochrome c oxidase subunit 6B2. The coding region runs from base 1 to 267 and encodes 88 amino acids. The transcript is spliced from 3 exons. The record is from RefSeq and is a predicted model, not a curated record. Gene Ontology annotation, cellular component: respiratory chain complex IV; mitochondrion; mitochondrial crista. Lineage: Eukaryota; Metazoa; Chordata; Mammalia; Sirenia; Trichechidae.
AUGUUGGGUAUUGAUAUCCAGAAGCCCCCCAAGGGGAAAUGGCACACGCCGCCCUUCGACCCUCGCUUCCCCAACCAGAACCAGACCCGUAACUGCUACCAGAACUUCUUGGACUAUCACCGCUGCUUGAAGCGGAUGAGCCGGCGCGGGAAGAGCACGCAGACCUGCGAGUACUAUUUCCGCGUGUACCACUCGCUGUGCCCCAUCAGUUGGGUACAGCGCUGGAAUCAGCAGAUCAAAGAGGGCACUUUCGCGGGGAAAAUCUGACUGCCCGAGCCCGGCUUCCGAGGGGCCAGCCCCAGUGACCCCAGUCCUCCAGUCUCCCAGCGACUGCUACCCGG